This is a messenger RNA of Xiphophorus couchianus (Monterrey platyfish), 2661 nucleotides long. RefSeq names its product katanin p60 subunit A-like 1 (gene katnal1). The coding region runs from base 196 to 1638 and encodes 480 amino acids. Lineage: Eukaryota; Metazoa; Chordata; Actinopteri; Cyprinodontiformes; Poeciliidae. Gene Ontology annotation, biological process: microtubule severing. The record is from RefSeq and is a predicted model, not a curated record. Gene Ontology annotation, cellular component: microtubule cytoskeleton. Gene Ontology annotation, molecular function: ATP binding; ATP hydrolysis activity; microtubule binding. The transcript has 11 exons.
CGCGUAAGUGAAAGCAUCCCGGCAACCUAGACUGUCCAUGUUCUUCACGCGGCGUCUCUUUGCGCCCAUGGUAACACCUUGCUCAACGUUGGACUGCUAAUUCACAAACUACCUCACCCACAGUCGCAUUUUGUGCAGGUGUAAGGAACACUUUCACAAAAAAAGGUAUUGUUAAAUGCACGCUGUUUAUGAAGCAUGAAUUUGGCAGAGAUAUGUGACAACGCCAAGAAGGGCCGUGAGUAUGCCCUGCUUGGAAACUACGACUCCUCCGUGGUGUACUACCAAGGCGUGAUUCAGCAGAUCCACAAGCACUCUCAGUCCCUCAGAGAUCCAGCUCUGAAGGUUAAAUGGCAACAGCUCAGACAGGAAUUGACUGAGGAAUAUGAGCAGGUGAAAAGCAUCAUGGGAACCCUUGAGAGCUUCAAGUCCGAGAAGCCAGUCGACAUCCUUGUCCCUCUGGAGCGGCCAGAGGACCCAGCAGUUUGGCCCCCACCCAUCCCAGUGGAACACAGGAAUCCUGUUGUGGUGAAAAGGCCUAACAGCGCAAUAAAGCAGCACAGGAAGGAUUCUCCUGGCAUGCAGCACAGAGGAGGACGCGCUCAGGCCAACCCUAAAGCAGAGAGGCAGGCCAACAGGGCCGCAAAGGCCAAAGAUGAUAAGCAGGGUAAGAAAGUGGAUUCAUUGGCGGAAGGAGAACAGAAGAAGUUUGAUGGUACUGGGUAUGACAGCGACUUAGUGGACUCACUAGAGAGAGACAUCAUCUCCCGUAAUCCUAAUGUACACUGGGAUGAUAUUGCUGAUUUGGAGGAUGCUAAGAAGCUUCUGAGAGAAGCUGUUGUGCUCCCCAUGUGGAUGCCUGACUUUUUCAAGGGAAUUCGUCGACCAUGGAAGGGCGUACUAAUGGUUGGCCCUCCAGGAACCGGAAAGACAAUGUUAGCCAAAGCCGUGGCCACAGAAUGUGGGACUACUUUCUUCAAUGUGUCCUCCUCCACCCUCACCUCCAAAUACAGGGGCGAGUCAGAGAAACUUGUCCGUCUGCUGUUUGAAAUGGCUAGAUUCUACGCUCCAACAACUAUCUUCAUAGAUGAAAUUGACUCCAUCUGUGGCAGAAGAGGGACGUCAGAUGAACAUGAAGCCAGCCGGCGUGUUAAAUCAGAACUUCUGAUUCAGAUGGAUGGUGUUGGCGGAGCCUUGGAAAAUGAUGACCCCUCUAAAAUGGUGAUGGUGCUCGCUGCCACAAACUUCCCGUGGGACAUCGACGAGGCGUUGCGGCGACGGCUGGAGAAGCGGAUCUACAUCCCGUUGCCCACAGCCGUGGGCCGUGUGGAGCUUUUAAAGAUCAACCUGAGGGAGGUGGAGUUGGCUCCUGACGUCAACCUCGACCUCAUAGCGGAAAAGAUUGAGGGAUACUCGGGAGCGGACAUCACCAACGUCUGCAGAGAUGCAUCCAUGAUGGCCAUGCGUCGUCGAAUUCAAGGCCUGAGCCCGGAGGAGAUACGAGCGCUGUCUAAAGAUGAGCUGCAGAUGCCUGUUACCAUGGAGGAUUUCACUAUGACUCUGAAGAAGAUCUCAAAAUCUGUCUCUGCUGCAGACCUGGAAAAAUACGAAUCCUGGAUGGCAGAGUUUGGCUCCGUAUAGAGAAUAGAUGCAAACUCGCACAGUUGGACCAGAGGGUUGAAAAGAGAAUUCCCAGCUUUGAAGUGUAAAGGCUUUGAAGAGGAGGAGAACUGUAGAGUGAGCCAAGAAGCACAUCAGGGAUGUUAGAGUCCACAUCAGAAGGCUGGCAUCUUUGACAGAGCUUCAUAAAAACUUUGAGAAGCUCCACUUCUGCUCUUUUUACAUCCCCCCCCACCUUUGCACUAUAUAGGAAGACUUCUGACAUCUUCCACCUGGGUAACUUGAGGGAUGUCAAUAUUAUUAAGCUAAACACUUCUGACCUAAGAAAGAUCUAGUAGUUGCCUAAAAGUCAAAGAAAGGAAAAAUGUAUUUGUUCUGUGAAACUUUCAAUCUUGUUCAGCUCUCAUUAAAAAGGAAAAAAAUGUCUAGCACAGAGCAUCGGACCUUACUUCUGAUGACUUGAUAUACAAUAAAUCUACAAUUGCAAUCAAUAUUUCAAAAAGAAACUGUUAAUGUAUCAUCCAAACUAAGCUAGAACAAAACUGUCACUUUUAACAGCAAAGGGCAACUGUUGACAUUUUUUUUUUUUUUUAGCAAAGUUCAAAUUGUCACCAAUCCUACAAAAAAGUGGUCAGCUUUGCAUUUGCAAGAUGUUCUACGAAGCAUAAAGUUUAUGUAGAAUAAUUCAACACUUGGACUCAAGUGUUGUAAUAAUUGCUGUUAGCAACAUAAAUCUGUUGUAUUUGUAUGAAGUCUUACUUCAUUCAUAAAGAUUGUUGUCUUAAAGAACUAUAUAUAUAUUCAGCACUUUAAAUGUAUUUUCUUAAAACUUCCCUGUGUUGACUACUGACUGAACUCUUGUGUUUUAGUGCUAUGUGUUUGCUUUGUUGUGAUUGUUAUUUUGUUGAGCUUUUUUAAAUUUGUCUUCAGUUUUAGAUUAAAUUUGGACAAACAAAUAUAUGGAGAGCAUAAAAAUGUGUUUGCUUACUUGUGUUUUUGUUUUUUCAUUUUUAAAUAAAAAGGAACAUUUGUUUUGACCUAAAA